Aspergillus heteromorphus CBS 117.55 is the source of this 851-nucleotide messenger RNA. RefSeq lists its product as uncharacterized. Bases 333 to 548 code for a protein of 71 amino acids. Lineage: Eukaryota; Fungi; Ascomycota; Eurotiomycetes; Eurotiales; Aspergillaceae. The transcript has a single exon. The record is from RefSeq and is a predicted model, not a curated record.
GACGUGUCCUACGUGUCUCUCUAUCUUCCCCUCUGUCAGCACCACCAGCAUUCUUCCAAUCCUCCAUGCUAGCCGAUCCGAUCGGGCUUAUAUUACAGGUACAGGAUCAGCGAGGGGUUAUCUCCCGAUCUCUGCGCAAAGCUCACCCUUGCGGCAAUCCCCGACCCGAUGGAUGAACGGACGCCAUCAUGUCCAACCACCGGGCCUACCGAUAGAUAGAUAUACUUACUGACUGACAGAACUGCGAUUGUGGCUGGGUGGCUGGGUGGCUGUCCUCCGCUGCCGGGUACGUGGCCCACCUCGCCUACAUACUUACGAGGGCUCCGGCCGCCAUGCAGGGCGGGGCUUUUCUUCGGAAUUCGCUAUCACUUCCGUCUUUUCGACUGUUGUACGGAGUACCUAUCUACUUGCUUCUGUUGGGAGGCGAUGGGGAGCCCCGGGAUACCCACAUACCCCGCCCCCAGGUGUUCGACUCGCGGUCAGGGUGGGCUAUGGAACCCUUUGAGGCCUUUGGGAGCGGUGUAGCUCGACGAUCUCCUGAAUCCUGAUAGACAGACAGGAGAAGCUAGACAGCCCAGCCCAGGACAGUACAUCUCAGUCCACCCGUUCUAGCCCUGUGAUGCGGUCAGCCUUCGGGCUUCCAAGGCCUGAGGCUGAGACGGGGGGGUCAGUCAGGUCAGGCAUUGCUUGUUUGCCUUUUGCCCCCCUGGUCGUCCGUCCACACACAUACACACACACUCUCACUCAGACACACCUGGAUGAAUCAUUCUCCCCCCCAAAUGAGUGCUCACUUUGCGUGAGCUGUACGGAGGACCGCUCGCCGGAGAGGCUUAUGAGGCCUCAUAAUGACC